Molecule: messenger RNA, 2661 nt
Organism: Colletotrichum gloeosporioides
Lineage: Eukaryota; Fungi; Ascomycota; Sordariomycetes; Glomerellales; Glomerellaceae
Product: Pantothenate transporter liz1
Exons: 7
Coding region: 1-2661 (886 amino acids)
Biological process (GO): pantothenate import across plasma membrane
Cellular component (GO): plasma membrane
Molecular function (GO): pantothenate transmembrane transporter activity
Source: RefSeq, a predicted model, not a curated record
AUGAAUCUGAAGAACUUGUGGCACGCGCUCCCACUCACAUCCGGCUUCUUCGCAUCAACAUGUCCCUCAGAAAUUCACGCCACGAUCCCGGAAUCAGACGGCCACUGGGUAUCCGACCGCAGAUCGAGAAGCAUACACCAGAUUCAUUCCAUCCUCGAGACCUGCCCAGAAGUCACGACCCUUGACCUGCGAUUCGCACUGAUCGGCUGCGUCGGUUUUCCGGAACGAUGGAGUUUGCCCUUGAACCCAGCAGGUAACACAAAGUAUCUGUCAGCAAUACGAGAUCUCUCCCUCGAUGGCUACAACUUUGGCGACUUUGAAUCGAACUAUAUCUCACUCCACGGAUGGGACCACACGCUACAAUGGAUCACGUCGGGAAAUGCCUUCAAGUUCCUAAAGUGGCGUCUCCUUCCGCGAGACCAGAGGGCAAAGACGAAUCUGGAGCUGUGGCUAGAGGCCAUGGACUUUUCUCAACUUCAGAGCCUGUCAAUUAGGUGCGAUUCAUGCCGGGAUAGCUCUGUCGACUUGAUCGCGAAGCUCCUGGCCCCCAAAUUACCAAGCUUACGAUCGUUGUCUGUCAACGGACCGGAGAUGCUCGACUUCAUCCUGUCCAUACCGGCUGGCUCACUCUGCCAGUUCACCUGGAUCAAGCCUCAAUAUUCUGAAGAGACGUUGAGACUGAUCCUCGAGCACCACGGAAGCAGUCUCACCGGGCUGGAAUGGAGGAGCGCAGAAACUCUCUACCGCCCUCGUCCUCUCUUACCAAUGCCGAUCUUGCGAGACAUCGGAAACCUCGCACCGCGUCUGAAAGCUCUCACCAUAGACUUGAACCGCCACAACACAAGUUGGCCCUUGGAUGAUAUGGCGACUCUUAUGAAGAGCAUUCCAGGCACCCUUUCAAACCUGACAAUCUACUUUGAGAUGGCGAGCGAAUAUCGGAGGCAGAAGAACGACUUUGACUGGGACGGCCGGGGAGAGGCCAUCGAGGAGUUUGCGCAGCCUUUGCUCAACUCUACGACUGCGCAAGAGCUGGCGCGUUUCUUGCAAGAUCAUGGCGGCAAGGGUGGUGCGCAAGCGCAGUACAAAACCAGAAUGGCAGAUAUCACAGUCUCAGAGGCGUCGCCUCUGCUUCCCGCCGCCUCCUCCUCCUCAUCAUCACUGCCACCACGACAUCCGGCAGCAGCCUCCGAUAUGGCGUCCAGAAUCAAAACGGCCCUCUGGGGCCCGCCGUCGGUCGAGCGCUCGCUGCUCAUCAAGCUCGACUUCACCGUGCUCAUCUACUUCUCCGUAGUGUGGUUCCUGUUCGGCAUCAACCGCGCCAGCUACAGCACCGCCUACAUCAGCGGCAUGAAGGAAGAUCUGAACUUCCAAGGGAAAGACUUCAACUACAUGCACACGAUUUAUCUCGUUACGUACGCCGUGUUCCAGAUCCCCUCAACCUCAAUCUUGACCAUCGUCAAACCGCGAUACGUGUUUGUCGCCGCAAACACCGUUUGGAGCGUGCUCACGCUGGUCACUUUCCGUGCGACCCACGUCUAUCAAGUCUUCAUUCUCAACGGAUUCGAAGGUGCCUUUUCGGCCAUUGCAUACGUGGGUGCACAUUUCAUCUAUGGAUCGUGGUAUAAGCAAUCCGAACUUGCUACCCGCGCAGCCGUCUUCUGCGCAUUUGGUAACCUCGGCAACAUGGCGGGAGGCUGGAUCCAGGCCGGUCUUCUGGCCUCUCUCUCCAAUGGCCCGAUCGCUCCAUGGCGACUCAUUUUUGUGGUGGUUUCAUGUGUUACAAUCCCUUUCGCCGUAUUUGGAUGGUUCGCGAUUCCCGAUCUGCCAGAGCACCGCUCCGCCAGGUUCCUUACUCCCGAAGAGAGGGAACUCGCAGUCACCCGCCUCGGCCGGACGAAGGCCAAAGAAUGGGAUUUGAGCAUAUUUCGGCGUGUUCUCCUCAGCUGGCAAUUCUGGCUCCUUCCAACCGUGUUCAUGCUCUACUCUCUCAGCGUUCAAGCGAUACAAAACAACGUCAUGCCCCUCUGGAUGGCUUCUCGCGGCUACAGCGUCAUUCAACAGAACAACUACCCGACAGCAAUCUACGCAACAGGCAUUGUCGCAACGUUCAUCUACUGCGCCGUAUCCGACAAGCUCCGCUCUCGCUGGCAGGCGUCUCUGUGCAUAGGCUUCACAUUCAUCGUCAGCAGCGCCAUCUUGAUCUCAGAUCCGCCAGACGCGGGCUACUUUUUCGCCUUCUACCUGAUGGGCACGACGUACGCGCCGCAAGCGCUCUGGUACUCAUGGAUGGCCGAUCUCACGGCCCACGAUCUGCAACUCCGAGCGAUCACGACGGGAUUCAUGAACUCCUUCGACUUUGCCUUUGUGACAUGGUGGCCUCUGAUCUUUUAUCCCGUGACCGAUGCGCCAAACUACCGAAAGGGGUACAUUGCCAGCUUGGUGACGGGGGCGCUGACCGUGCCAGUGAUCUUGUUGAUUGCUUUUCUCGAAAGGAGAGGAACGCGAAACGGAACUAUUGCUGGCAAUAUCAAUGAUGGUUCCUAUUCAGACGAAUACACUAACACCGUUGAACACACCAAUGCCAACGAGCGCACCAACACCGACGAAGAUGCAAACACGGCAAAGGGCGCCGAGAUAGCGACAGAUGUGUCGCGCAGGUAA